AUGGCACAGAACCAAGAAGUGUUGUGCUGUCAUUGCGAGCGUGCAUUUCCUAAUCGUCUGGCACGAGAGCAACACGUUUCUCGGGUCCAUCAAAAAAGCACGCGAAUCACAUUAAACGGACAAGUGAUUAUCCAACACCGAAACGAGGACGGGUACUUUCAUUGCCCUGUCGACGGAUGCCUCUACCACCAUCAACGCGCAAACACCCUCAAGUCUCAUCUCCGGCACAACCAUGAGAACAUGCCGACUUCAGUACCGGCUGCGCCUGCCGCCUGCCCUCCUAAUCGUCAAAAACCUGCUCGGACGCGCACGAAAAAACGUGUGGUCAAGCUUGAUGAACAGCACGGCAUUGCCGCGGCGCGAAUUUUCAUGGACGAGAUUGGGUGCCUUGUAUCCCCCGUCUUUGAGUCUCCAGUGUGCACGCAGUGCGGUCAUGUCCUGAGAGGCAGGGUGACGCAUCAUCUGUUCAAAAAGCACCAUGUGCGGUGCAGCCAAGAAGAUAUUGAUGCAGCCAUGGCACUCCUGCGCCCGCUGCAGCCCGAGGAGCCACCGAUCGACCUUGGGGCAGAAUCUGAGCCUCGUAUGCCCAUUGAAGGCAUCCCCAUUCUGGACGGUGUGGGGUGCCCCCUGUGUCAGGCAUGCUUCACGACAAAAGGCAGUCUGUGGAAUCACAUCGUAGCUGAGCAUCCCGACGAACCAGAGGCCAAGCAGCCGCCUCGACGAGUCAAGCUGCAAAAGCCGCUGCGCGGUGCUGGAGCCCGCUGUGUCGAGGUCAUUGUCGAAGAAAGCCACGACGCCUCGGCAGCCGACGUCAGCGAGAACGAAGAGGAGCUCGAGGAGCAGCAGCGGUUCAAGCAGUUUAUCUCAAGCACCCAGGCCAUGGCCUCAGAGGCUGAGGAUAAGCGAUGCCCGCACGGCGUUCACCAGAUGCAUCCGUUCUACGACAGCGUGGGCAUGACGCUGGUCAUCAACGAGCUGAAGCCAGAGCGUAUGGUCGAACUGGGCCACAACACACCGUCGGCACUCCUCGAGUCGGGCAUGCAUGAGCUAUUCUGGACGGCCUACGAGCAGCUAUCGGAUCAGGGCCUGGCCGCCGCUGCGGUGACGCGUCUGUUUGACGACAAUGAAGGGCAGUAUCGGCAUCGCCCCAUGCGGCAAGUACAGCCGCAAACCGUCAGCAGGUACCUGAGUCUUGGGACACGCCUGGUCCAAUUUUUGCUGCUGCUGGAGGCCAUGCCAGCCCCCGAUCCGUCCAGCUUUCUGGGCCAGGCUGGAGUCGACGUCGAUAUCCGAGCCGAUGGCGACGUGACGGACGAGACGCUGCGCACCAUUGUCUGUCGAGGCAUUGAGCUCAAUGUGGAGGAGCUCGGGGCCGCAUUGGAGCAGAUGCGCAAAGACAUGACGGAAAUAUUGGACAAGCAACUCUUGCUGGACUCACGCCUGCGGAAAGAUUACGAGAAAGAAUAUGAGCGGCUGCGAUUGAAGGAGGAUCGGACCAACAGGGUCAAGAACUGGUGGGUGGGCCAUGGCAGUCCAGCCGAGAACGUGCUGUUUGAUCACAUUGGCCAGACCCCGAGUCUGCGGCAAGAGUUUAUCCAAACGGAGCAUGGGCCCGGUGGCGAGCUGACCUUUCGAGAGGACAGGGUGCGGACAUGGCUCCUAUAUGUGUGCAGGUUCAACGAGCUAGCACUCACCUACACGCACAUUGCCGGAGGUCUGCCGCCACGAGCCUCUGUGUAUCAAGGGCUGUCCUAUAAAAAUGGCGUGGGCCGGCAGCGAGCCGCGUUUUUUGCCGAGAAGCAGCUCUCCAUAUUGACCCGCGUGAGCAAGACCUACUGGCUGUCCCUGAACGAACAGCACACCUUUCGAUACAUGGACCAGGAAAUCAGCACGCUGAUAUUCAUGUAUUUGCUGCUGUGCAAGCCUCUGGAGCACAUGCUGAGCAGCUGGCUGCAAAAGCGGGGCAGCCUGAAAACCCCCGACGACGAGAAUGGCAUUCACAAUGCCGAGCAGGACGACGAAGAUUUGCUCGACGACGAGCUGGAUGAAGACCACAUGAGCCACGACGAGACGAUGACAUUGCGACGCGAGGUCCGGGACGCUCGAAACCACUACAACAACAGCCACCUGCUCUUCAACAUUGCGCCCCUGCAGACGAUGCGGGCCUAUGCACGCACAGCCAGUGACCAUGUGCAAACCAAAAUGUCGUCGCGACUGAUGCAUCAAGUGGCCUCGCAAAAAUGGCAUGCUUUGUUUGGACUAGAUCGCAAGCGCAGCAUAGCCGAGUUGACCGCGAACCAAGAAGCAUUGGAAGCUCGCUAUCCCAUCAGCUGGAACCCGGUGACUGACCUCUCGCCCGAGGCAAACGGGCGUAUCAUCAUGAACACGAGGGCCGAGCAUGACGUACCCUACAUGACCCAGCUGGCCAAGCAGGCGAGCAUCUCCUGGGGCCACAGUUUCAACAGCCAAGAACACUACCGAGAUGUGAUGGACGAAGUCGCAGCCAGUGUGGGUUCUGGCGGAUGGACCAACAUCAAACGCGUGGCGUUGACGGGCACACUUUGCAUCGGGGACCAGGAGCAUCUGUUUCGAAAGCUGGGGCAGCAAGUGGGGGGCAAGGUGUACCGUCUGGAGACGAUGCGUCGCGAUCUGCAGCUGCGUGUGCUUCACGGAAACCAGCCAAACUUUUUAUCGCAUGUGCAAGCCAUUGUGGACACGCAGCGUAACAUGUGUCAGGCGAAUGGGAAGCGUGUGCACAUGAUGGUCUUUUGUGACACCAUGAACGAGGUGAAGCUGCUGUGUGACCAGCUGCACGCAUACGGCUACGUGGCCUUGCCCUACUACACCGACCUGGAGGAGAAGGCGCAAAAGGACCAUGUGGCACAGUGGCAACGGGGUGAAUGCGACGUCAUUGUGGCCACCAGCUGCCUCAGCACGGGUGUGGAUCUGCUCACCAUUCGCCGCGUGUUGUAA
Monosiga brevicollis MX1 is the source of this 2973-nucleotide messenger RNA. RefSeq lists its product as uncharacterized. The coding region runs from base 1 to 2973 and encodes 990 amino acids. NCBI's taxonomy places the organism in Eukaryota, Choanoflagellata, Craspedida, Salpingoecidae. The transcript has 6 exons. The record is from RefSeq and is a predicted model, not a curated record.